Molecule: messenger RNA, 2780 nt
Organism: Gorilla gorilla gorilla (western lowland gorilla)
Lineage: Eukaryota; Metazoa; Chordata; Mammalia; Primates; Hominidae
Gene: HDAC10
Product: histone deacetylase 10
Exons: 18
Coding region: 313-2427 (704 amino acids)
Biological process (GO): epigenetic regulation of gene expression
Molecular function (GO): deacetylase activity
Source: RefSeq, a predicted model, not a curated record
UCCGGGGCGGAGCUCGCGAUAGCGACCGGGAGCAGGGCGCGGGGCGGGACCCAGGUCCGAGGCGAGGAAGCCGGAAGCCAGGCGCGGGGAGCCUCCCCCUUCGACUGCAGCCUCGCUCCGCGCCUUCUGCGCUCCUGGGAUCCCGGAGCCUGCCUAGGUUCUGUGCGCUCCCGCCCAGGCCGGUGCCCGCCGCCCGCCUGCGCCCCAGGCAGGUCCCAGGCCUGCGGCUGCUCCCGGCCGAAGGUGGGGACGGGCAGUGGCAGGCACCGCUAGCGAGGGCGUUUGGGAACCCAGGGUGACCACGGCGCAGCCAUGGGGACCGCGCUUGUGUACCAUGAGGACAUGACGGCCACCCGGCUGCUCUGGGACGACCCCGAGUGCGAGAUUGAGCGUCCUGAGCGCCUGACCGCAGCCCUGGAUCGCCUGCGGCAGCGCGGCCUGGAACAGAGGUGUCUGCGGUUGUCAGCCCGCGAGGCCUCGGAAGAGGAGCUGGGUCUGGUGCACAGCCCAGAGUAUGUAUCCCUGGUCAGGGAGACCCAGGUCCUAGGCAAGGAGGAGCUGCAGGCGCUGUCCGGACAGUUCGACGCCAUCUACUUCCACCCGAGUACCUUUCACUGUGCGCGGCUGGCCGCAGGGGCUGGACUGCAGCUGGUGGAUGCUGUGCUCACUGGAGCUGUGCAAAAUGGGCUUGCCCUGGUGAGGCCUCCCGGGCACCACAGCCAGAGGGCGGCUGCCAACGGGUUCUGCGUGUUCAACAAUGUGGCCAUAGCAGCUGCACAUGCCAAGCAGAAACACGGGCUACACAGGAUCCUCGUCGUGGACUGGGAUGUGCACCAUGGCCAGGGGAUCCAGUAUCUCUUUGAGGAUGACCCCAGCGUCCUUUAUUUCUCCUGGCACCGCUAUGAGCAUGGGCGCUUCUGGCCUUUCCUGCGAGAGUCAGAUGCAGACGCAGUGGGGCGGGGCCAGGGCCUCGGCUUCACUGUCAACCUGCCCUGGAACCAGGUCGGGAUGGGAAACGCUGACUACGUGGCUGCCUUCCUGCACCUGCUGCUCCCACUGGCCUUUGAGGUGACUGCAUGGAGGGCUCCCCCAGGGCAGCCGGGUGGGAGGGGGACCUUGUGCCUGGAGUGCGCCAGUGAAGGCAGGAGGAGGGUUAUGAGCUGUCUCACUCCUGUGUGGCUGGGGAAGGUGCUCAGGAGGGGAUGGGAUGGGCCUGGCUCGCCCUCACCCGGGCUCCAGCCCCUCUCUGUCGACCCUCCCCACUCCGGCCUGGCCUGUAGUUUGACCCUGAGCUGGUGCUGGUCUCGGCAGGAUUUGACUCAGCCAUCGGGGACCCUGAGGGGCAAAUGCAGGCCACGCCAGAGUGCUUCGCCCACCUCACACAGCUGCUGCAGGUGCUGGCCGGCGGCCGGGUCUGCGCCGUGCUGGAGUGCCCUAGAGUCCAUCCGGAGUGCCCGUGCUGCCCAGGCCCCGCACUGGAAGAGCCUCCAGCUGCAAGAUGUGACCGCUGUGCCGAUGAGCCCCAGCAGCCACUCCCCAGAGGGGAGGCCUCCACCUCUGCUGCCUGGGGGUCCAGUGUGUAAGGCAGCUGCAUCUGCACCGAGCUCCCUCCUGGACCAGCCGUGCCUCUGCCCCGCACCCUCUGUCCGCACCGCUGUUGCCCUGACAGCACCGGAUAUCACAUUGGUCCUGCCCCCUGACGUCAUCCAACAGGAAGGGUCAGCCCUGAGGGAGGAGACAGAAGCCUGGGCCAGGCCACACGAGUCCCUGGCCCGGGAGGAGGCCCUCACUGCACUUGGGAAGCUCCUGUACCUCUUAGAUGGGAUGCUGGAUGGGCAGGUGAACAGUGGUAUAGCAGCCACUCCAGCCUCUGCUGCAGCAGCCACCCUGGAUGUGGCUGUUCGGAGAGGCCUGUCCCACGGAGCCCAGAGGCUGCUGUGCGUGGCCCUGGGACAGCUGGACCGGCCUCCAGACCUCGCCCAUGACGGGAGGAGUCUGUGGCUGAACAUCAGGGGCAAGGAGGCGGCUGCCCUAUCCAUGUUCCACGUCUCCACGCCACUGCCAGUGAUGACCGGUGGUUUCCUGAGCUGCAUCUUGGGCUUGGUGCUGCCCCUGGCCUACGGCUUCCAGCCUGACCUGGUGCUGGUGGCGCUGGGGCCUGGCCAUGGCCUGCAGGGCCCCCACGCUGCACUCCUGGCUGCAAUGCUUCGGGGGCUGGCAGGGGGCCGAGUCCUGGCCCUCCUGGAGGAGGACUCCACACCCCAGCUAGCAGGGAUCUUGGCCCGGGUGCUGAAUGGAGAGGCACCUCCUAGCCUAGGCCCUUCCUCUGUGGCCUCCCCAGAGGACGUCCAGGCCCUGAUGUACCUGAGAGGGCAGCUGGAACCUCAGUGGAAGAUGUUGCAGUGCCAUCCUCACCUGGUGGCUUGAAAUCGGCCAAGGUGGGAGCAUUUACCCCGCAGAAAUGACACCGCACGCCAGCGCCCCGCGGCCGCGAUCCGGACCCCAAGCCCACGGUUCCCUCGACUCUGGGGCACGGAACCCCGCCCACUCCCAAUCCCCGCGCCCCGCACCUCCCCUCGCUCCCCCACUCGCCCCGCUCCCUCCCACCCGUGCUUCCCCCGCUCCACCCCUCACCUCACCUCGCUCCCGCCCCACCCAUCGCGCCCCGGCCCGUCCCACCGAGGCCCAUGCAACCCACCCUCGGUCCCGUUCCGGCCCCUGCGCCCCGCUGCGCUUCGCUCCCCGCCUUUGCGCCGUUAGUAAACAUCGGUCAAACGAAA